CCUCGGAGGAGCGCCCCGGGGAGCCCGGAGCGCGUGCACGCGUGGCAGACGGAGGAGGCCAGUGCCCAGCUUGAGCACACCAGGCCCUAAAGGUUCUGAGUUGCUUUUUGCAGUAGCCCAAAUGAGAAAAAAGUGGAAAAUGGGAAAUAUGAAAAACAUCUUUUCCUUGUUGUUGUUCUUUCUUUUCCUAGAAGGAAGCAAAACAGAGCAAGUAAAACAUUCAGAGACAUAUUGUGUGUUUCAAGACAAGAAGUACAGAGUGGGAGAGAGAUGGCAUCCUUACCUGGAACCUUAUGGAUUGGUUUACUGUGUGAACUGCAUCUGCUCAGAGAAUGGGAAUGUGCUUUGCAGCCGAGUCAGAUGUCCAAACCUUCAUUGUCUCUCUCCUGUGCACAUUCCUCAUUUGUGCUGCCCUCGCUGCCCAGAAGACUCCUUACCCCCAACAAACAAUAAGGUGACCAGCAAGUCGUGUGAGUACAAUGGAACCACUUACCAACAUGGAGAGCUAUUCAUGGCUGAAGGACUCUUUCAGAACCGGCAACCCAAUCAAUGCACCCAGUGCAGCUGUUCGGAGGGGAAUGUGUACUGUGGUCUCAAGACUUGCCCCAAAUUAACCUGUGCAUUCCCAGUCUCUGUUCCGGAUUCCUGCUGCCAGGUGUGCAGAGGGGAUGGAGAGUUGUCGUGGGAACAUUCUGAUGGUGAUAUCUUCCGGCAGCCUGCCAACAGAGAAGCAAGACAUUCUUACCACCGCUCUCACUAUGAUCCUCCACCAAGCCGACAGGCUGGAGGUCUGCCCCGUUUUCCUGGGGCCAGAAGUCACCGGGGAGCUCUUAUGGAUUCCCAGCAAGCAUCAGGGACAAUUGUGCAGAUUGUCAUCAAUAAUAAACACAAACAUGGACAAGUGUGUGUUUCCAAUGGAAAGACCUAUUCACAUGGAGAGUCCUGGCACCCCAACCUCCGAGCAUUUGGCAUUGUGGAGUGUGUGCUAUGCACGUGUAAUGUCACCAAGCAAGAGUGCAAGAAAAUCCACUGCCCCAAUCGAUACCCCUGCAAGUAUCCUCAAAAAAUAGAUGGAAAGUGCUGCAAGGUGUGUCCAGGUAAAAAGGCAAAAGAAGAACUUCCAGGCCAAAGUUUUGACAGCAAAGGCUAUUUUUGUGGAGAAGAAACAAUGCCUGUGUAUGAGUCUGUGUUCAUGGAAGAUGGGGAGACUACCAGAAAAAUAGCACUGGAGACCGAGAGACCACCUCAGGUAGAGGUCCACGUUUGGACCAUUCGAAAGGGCAUCCUGCAACACUUCCAUAUUGAGAAGAUCUCCAAGAGGAUGUUUGAAGAGCUCCAUCACUUCAAGCUGGUGACCAGGACAACCCUGAGCCAGUGGAAGAUAUUCACCGAAGGAGAAGCUCAGAUCAGCCAGAUGUGUUCAAGUCGUGUGUGCAGAACAGAGCUUGAAGAUUUGGUCAAAGUUUUGUACCUGGAGAGGUCUGAAAAGGGCCACUGUUAGGCAAGACAAAGAGUACUGGAUAGGGUAAGGCAAGAAAACUCAAGCUGCAGCUGGACUGCAGUCUUAUUUCGCUUAAGUCAACAGUGCCCUAAAACCUCAAAAUCGAAUGCAGUCAAUUAUUCAUGCCAUGCACAGCAUAACUUGCUCCUUUAUGUGGAGUGGUGUCUCAGCCCCUCAACAUCUGCUCCAAAGAGACUAGGAGAGUCUUGAAUUAUUUGUGGGAGGAGGAGGGAAAGGACACCAUGACACUGCUCUAGUUUCUUGGAGAAUCACAUUUCUUUACAGGUUAAAGAGCAAACAAAACCCCUGGGUUUCUAUCUACAAAGUUAUUCAAAUGAAAGAAAGAGAAGGAAAUUGCUUAGUAGGAGUUCUGGAGUACGGAGCAAUUAUUUGAAUGAAAUUAUACCCUGAAUUUUAGAAUGUCUUGUGUUCUUUAAAGUAUUAACUCCUCAUUCUCACACUAUGCACGCACAGAUAUGUGCACACACACCCCCACAUGCACAUUAAACUACAGCCUUCAUCCUAAGGCAAAGCCAGCCUAGACUCUACCCUAUUUUCCCUUGCCUGGCUCCCAAAGAUCUUGGAGGUUGUUGGCACCCAGGAUAAUAAACGAUUGUGAGUGGAAGGCUCUGCCCGUAGGUCUCUAAGAGUGUCACCAACUAUAGUGGCAGGGUGAAGAACAACACUAUUUCAUGGCCUCAUUCACUUUGAAGUGGUUAAAUAACAUUUCCCUAAUGAUACCACUUCUCUUUCCUCCCUGAACCUAUGGGGGCCUAUAUAAAGAAGUUAGAAUUGGGUAAAAUUCUCAGAAACUGAAUCCAUAGAAGAUAAAAUAAUUGUUGAAGAAAGUGGUUGAUAGAGGUCAAAAGGGCCAUCUUUUUGUUUUCAGGUCAGUAAAACUCACCAAUCAAUAGAUCAAGACUCAUUAAUUUUAUUGAGGCCAUAGUCAUCUAGCCAGAAAAUUUAGGCUAAAUUAUUAAAUCCUAGAAACUCCUUAAAAGGGCAGUUUUCCUUAUUCAAUUACAGGAGUUGAUUUUUCUUUUGCAAAGUGACUCAGUCCUCAUGAGCUUCUGAAUGUUGAGUUAUUGCUCAUUUAGGGAGCUGGGAAUUCUGAUAAAGAUCUUUACCCACACCUUCCAGCAUCCUUCCCUUAUCCACCAAGCAUGGAUUUGAAUAGGGGAUCCUAGUCAAGGCUGCUCCUAAAAUGUCUAUUUGCAGCCCAAUACCAGAGCAUAAAUUAUCCAUUUUGUGGUCUGGCUUUAGAAAUCAUCUUUGUGGGAAAACUAUAAAUUCUUCACAGCAGGGAUCUCAAGCUUUCCUUCUAGAUUUGUUCCCUCUGAAGUACAUGAAUGAACUCUAAUGAGUACUUAGAAGUAUUAAGGACCCAGAAAUCCAUAUUCCCUUGCUGUCACCAUAGGUUAGAGAAUAUUUUUUUUUCCUUAGAGUAUUUGAUGUCCAUAGGGAACAAUGUCGAAGACCUAGUCUUUAUGGCAGCCUGGCAUAGAGGAGUCAGUUCUCAUACAAGAGACACAACGGCCCUGUGGCCAGCACUUCAUGGGACAGCCUAUCACACACAUUCUCCUCAGGAGAAGGAGGUAGGACAUCCUGGGCUGAAAGGCCACAGAACACUAUUGUGUGUUUGUGGCAGUGGGGGUUGGGGUGGAGGGUUGUUGAGCAGCUGCCACCUCCCUCCCAGAGGUGGCAGUGUUUCCUUAGUGUGGAGACCAGUAACUGGAUCCUGAAGCAAAGCAGUGAUUGCCCUUCUCGGCGAUUCACCCCAAAGCCUUCCCACCCAGGUGUGCUCUGAAAGCUCAGCCUUAGGAGAACACCCAGAGAGCUUCCCUAGAUUGACUCCUGCCUCCAGGUGCUGGAACACACCUUUCCAAAGUGCUUUGAGAAGCAGGAGCUGGGAAGCUGUGUUAAGUCACCAUAGAAACCUUCCAGUGUUUGACAUUGUGUAGGCAGUAGGACAUAAGGAAAAGAGGCCAGGCUGCCUAUAGUUAGUAGAGAAGAAUGGAUGUGGCUCUUCUUAUGUAUUUAUUUGUAUCAUAAACACUUGGAACAACAAAGACCAUAAGCAGCACUUAGCAGUCGUAUCCAUUUUCUAGUUAACUCAUGUAAACAAGUAAGAGUAAUAUAACAGUAUUACCCUUUCACUCUUCUCACAAGACAUGUACCAAAAUAUGGUACUUAUUUAUGUAGUCACUGUA
Messenger RNA from Cynocephalus volans (Philippine flying lemur), 3711 nucleotides. It is a transcript of the gene CHRDL1, whose product is annotated as chordin like 1. The record is from RefSeq and is a predicted model, not a curated record. Gene Ontology annotation, biological process: negative regulation of BMP signaling pathway; cell differentiation. The transcript is spliced from 12 exons. Gene Ontology annotation, molecular function: BMP binding. Lineage: Eukaryota; Metazoa; Chordata; Mammalia; Dermoptera; Cynocephalidae. Bases 122 to 1501 code for a protein of 459 amino acids.